GAUUCAUGCUCGACGCCGGAAAAGGAAACGUCACGUGUAAAUUGAGGACUGUUUUAUUUAUUAUGUGUGGUACUAUUUGUUUAUGGUUAGGUAUACUAUAUGUGAGGGUAUGAUUGAGAGUGGCAGGGGAGAACAAAAACAAAAUUAGCAAGCAGAAAGCAGAGGAUGUGCAAACUUAAAAAGCUGGAUGAAAAUAUGGAAGACGGGACAUCAAGUGACACGGAUGAUGAUGUAAGCAUAAGCAGUGAGACUGACAGUGACAGCAGUGAUAGUACCAAUGAAAUUGUCGACAGUACUAACACAGUGCCAGUAACACAUAGUGAAAACGAAGAAGACGACGAGGAUGAAGUUGUGAAAGCAAUUAGAAAAGAACGAGAGAAAUGCAGAGAACAUCCACCAGAUAUCCAGUCAGAAGACUUCGUUGUAGAUAUUUCUUUUCAUCCUCAAAAUGAUAUUAUUGCAGCUGCUACUAUAACAGGAGAUGUGAUUUUGCACAAGUACACAAAUGAAAGUACUGAAAUACUUAACACCUUGGAACUGCAUACAAAAGCUUGCAGAGAUAUAGAGUUCAGUAAGGAUGGAAACAUAUUGUAUUCAUGUUCGAAGGAUAAAUCAAUCAUGAUAUCUGAUUGUAAUACAGGGAAGCUGAAACAGUUUUAUGAUAAUGCUCAUGAUGAUCCAUUAUAUUGCUUACUAGUUAUGGAUGAAAAUCUUUUGGCUUCAGGAGAUGAUAAUGGAACGGUCAAAUUGUGGGACAUAAGGAAGAGUGAUCCAAUCUGUUCGCUGAAGGAAAUGGACGAUUAUGUUAGCUGCAUGGCUACAACUGAAGUCCAGAAGUAUCUGGUUUGUACAAGUGGUGAUGGGACAAUUACUUCUUUAGAUCUUCGUAACAGAAAACUUCAUAUUCAGUCUGAAGUGUAUGAAGCUGAACUAACCUCAAUGGCAAUAAUGAGAAGUGAGACCAAGUUACUGGUUGGAUCAUCAAACGGAACACUAUACCUUUUCAACUGGGGAGAGUUUGGAUAUCAUAGUGAUGAAUUUCCAGGCAUUAAACAUGGCAUCAACUGUCUGCUGCCAGUGACUGAAAAUAUUGUUGUAUGUGCAUGUGAAGAUGGGGUUCUCAGGGCAACACAUCUGUUCCCACAACGACAUUUGGGUGUAGUGGGCCAACACCAGUUGUCUGUCGAAUCACUUGACAUCUCUAAUGAUGGACAAUUCAUUGCAUCUUGUUCACAUGAUCAGAAAAUUAAAUUCUGGAAUGUUAAGUACUUUGAGGACAUUCAAGUUGAUGGCAAAAGAAAGGCUAAGAAAGCUGAACUUCAUCACAAUCUUCCAUCAUCUAAAUGUACAAAUGUAUCAGAUUUCUUUUCAGGGCUAAUUUAAUGCAGUGAGAAUCCAACGAAACAUUACUAUGUAGAAUUUGCUUUUUCUUCAAUCUUGGUUUUCGUUUAUGUCAGAAGUAAGAAAAAUUAUGUACAGGAAAGUACUGCCAGUUCCUGAGAACAUGGAAUAAAGAGCUCCAUAUGGUAACUGUGUAAUGCAGUAAAAUAUAUAAUAAAUUCAAGCUUGCAAAAAUCA
Messenger RNA from Cryptotermes secundus, 1578 nucleotides. Its product is annotated as WD repeat-containing protein 55 homolog. The transcript has 7 exons. The record is from RefSeq and is a predicted model, not a curated record. NCBI's taxonomy places the organism in Eukaryota, Metazoa, Arthropoda, Insecta, Blattodea, Kalotermitidae. Gene Ontology annotation, molecular function: protein binding. The coding region runs from base 166 to 1383 and encodes 405 amino acids.